AUGUCUGAUUGGAUACCGUCGUCUGACCCCGAGUUCAGCAUGCAGUGCUCCGCUCUCAGGAAGAACGGUCACGUCGUCAUCAAGGGCAGGCCUUGCAAGAUCAUUGACAUGUCUACCUCCAAGACUGGUAAGCACGGUCACGCCAAGGUCCACCUUGUCGCUACCGACAUCUUCACCGGCAAGAAGCUCGAAGACAUCUCCCCCUCUACCCACAACAUGGAUGUCCCCAACGUCACCCGACGAGAGUACCAGCUCCUCGACAUCCAGGAUGAAUUCCUCAACUUGAUGGAUGCCGACGGAAACUCCAAGGACGACGUCAAGGUCCCCGACACCGAGAUCGGUCAGCAGAUCGCCGCCGACUUUGAGGCCGGCAAGGACCUCAUGGUCACCAUCAUCGCCGCCAUGGACGAGGAGCUUGCCAUCUCUUACAAGGAGGCUCCCGCCAGCUAA
This is a messenger RNA of Cryptococcus wingfieldii CBS 7118, 450 nucleotides long. RefSeq names its product eukaryotic translation initiation factor 5A. Gene Ontology annotation, molecular function: ribosome binding; RNA binding; translation elongation factor activity. The record is from RefSeq and is a predicted model, not a curated record. Lineage: Eukaryota; Fungi; Basidiomycota; Tremellomycetes; Tremellales; Cryptococcaceae. Gene Ontology annotation, biological process: positive regulation of translational termination; positive regulation of translational elongation. The coding region runs from base 1 to 450 and encodes 149 amino acids. The transcript has 4 exons.